UUCAUCCACACGGCGGCAGCAGCUUGUCUUAUUGGCCUCAUCAAUAUCGUAGCAAAAGUCGAUCAGUUGACACGUGUAUUUGAUAUAGUUCUGAAUAGACUCGGAAAUGGAUUACAAUUGGUUCGUUAUAUUCACAUGUGCCAUUUUAGGAGCGGUCUCGAGCUCAGAUUUGGGAAGUGAAAGUGUCUCCAAUAUAACCACAUCUGAUGAUCGUCAGGGCAGAGAGUUUCCAUUCUAUUCACUCGGACGGAUUGCGAAUAGGGUGUGUACGGGAACUAAUGGUUUAUUGGGAACGUGUCAGAUUCGAGGUGAAUGUGCUUCAAAUGGAGGAAUAGGAUCAGGACGGUGCAGCACCCUAACUGUCCAGGCUGUGUGUUGCGUGUAUAUUAGCACCUGCGGUGGAUCUGGGUCGAAUAAUGUAACCUAUUUCCAGAACGCUGGCUACCCUAUGCCUUACAAUGGAGGAGGAGCCUGCACAUACACGGUAAUACCACCAGACAGCACUGUUUGCCAGUUGAGAGUGGACUUCAGCGCAUUUACGCUCUCGCAACCGAACGGAGACGGAUUAUGUUCGGUUGAUAACAUCCAAAUAUUUGGCGGUAGCUCUCGGGUGCCAACAAUCUGUGGUGAUAAUAAUGGACAGCAUGUGUAUGUCAACUUCAAUGGGCAGAACUCGAUCACUAUUACCGUUUCGACCACUGCGGCAACAUCCUUCAACCGAUUGUGGAAUCUACAGUUGAGCAUGAUUUCUUGUACGAGCACUUAUAUAGCUCCGGCCGGAUGUUUGCAGUACUUUUUGGACAGCGCAGGAAAUAUUCAAAGUUUCAAUUAUGGCUCAUCAGCUAAUUCGGCAUUCAGCGCUAUGGGGAUGGUUGGUACUCGACAGAUGUCCAACCAAAACUAUGGAAUUUGCAUUAGAGCAGGAGCCGAUCAAUGCUCAAUAUCAUACAACGUGCCCUCAGGAGACCUUUAUGCGUUUACGGUAACGGGUGACGUAUUAGCAUUAACACAAGAUAUGCUCGGUACUCCUGGCGUCGCUAUGGUAGGAAGCGGUUGUAUGUCGGACUAUCUCAUUAUUCCGAAUCCAACUGGUGUGGCGAGUGACAGGUUUUGCGGUAUGGCAAUAGAACCAGUUACAAGUUCGCCUCCAUUUGUAUUGUAUUACAUCACGGAUAGUUCUGAUGGAGGUGAUGUUGCGAAUCGAGGAUUUAGCUUGCAGUAUUCUCAAAACUCUUGUCCAAUUUCUGCUAAAAAAUAGUGUAGAUUAUGUUAUGUUAACAAUUAUGAAUUUUACUUUUUUAUGACGUGCCCUAUUUUUGCCAAGAAUUUUUUCG
Molecule: messenger RNA, 1334 nt
Organism: Aedes aegypti (yellow fever mosquito)
Lineage: Eukaryota; Metazoa; Arthropoda; Insecta; Diptera; Culicidae
Exons: 6
Coding region: 107-1258 (383 amino acids)
Source: RefSeq, a predicted model, not a curated record